Messenger RNA from Styela clava, 2168 nucleotides. The record is from RefSeq and is a predicted model, not a curated record. NCBI's taxonomy places the organism in Eukaryota, Metazoa, Chordata, Ascidiacea, Stolidobranchia, Styelidae.
AACGACGUGGGUCACUUUGUGACCCGCGGGUCAGUGGUUCGCCAUCUCUGGCCUAUAGCUUAUGGCUAAAAUUACAUCAAUAUGAUUUACCUUUUGCAAAUCAAACUGUUUGUAAUUCGCUGCAUAUAUAUAUAUACCAUUCGUAUAUCCGCCUGAUAAAUCAGGAUCAGGGAUUUAUGAUGAAAUCUGUACAUUUAUUGUUUUCUGCGCGUAUUAUGUAGAUUGUUAUGACAUGACGGUUAAAACGCUAUUUGUUAAAUAGCAAAGUAAGGGCUACAAGGAAGACGGAAAUAGUGUAAAUUGAUAGCACAACCCAUGGCGACACGCGAGAACGAAAUGUUCAAAAAUAUGAAAAUUAUCGUUGCAAUUGUUUUGUGCUGGAUUUGCUUGAGUUCAUGUAAAAAAGUUCCGCGUCCACAAUGCAUCCACAAAAUCAAUGGUACAAAUGGUGUUGUUAAAUUUCCCGGAAUGCUGUUUAAUGACAAAGCGAAGGAAUUAUUUACAGAAGGGAGAAAAAUGGGAAGAAUUUGUAUCAUACACGGGAAAAUACCAGAAAAUAAUGAUUUGAUAUUGAAAAUAGACCAUCCAGUUGCCCUCCAGAACUGGAUAUCGGUUGGUGGAAAGAUUCCAGAAUACGGCGAUUGGGAAAAUAUGGCCAUUUUGUAUUACAAUGACCAAGGAUCUGUUGAUAUGCACACGGCCCAUCAAUAUAGUACAUUUGCAAGAGAUGGUGAAAAUGGGACAAAAGAAAUAAUGCUUCCAGGAUACAAAUUUGGUCAUGUAAGAAUUGUCUUCCCCCGAAAAAAGACAAAUUUAAUAAUUACAUACUCGUGGACUGAUACCCGGGAAAUGGUUUUCAGUCGCCAGACUGGUUUCCUAAAAUUUCAAUUCAAUCAAGCUUCGAUAGUGCUCUCAGGGUUCGAUGGAUCCCUUCCAAUACAGAAAUUUCCGAUACAGAUAGUGGAACCUGGGGUCAAAGAAUGGUAUCGUGCAAUAUUAAUUUAUCCAGAAAUUGUUGUGGAUUUUCGGAAAGAAGAAUUAAUGAAUUCGCACAAAUGCCUUAGUUUGGAAAACUUAGCUGAUUGUUUUGAAGGAAAGUCAAGAUUCGUGACCCAUUGGAUCGACAGUUGCGAUUAUCCAAUUGAUUAUCUUCUGGAGUUAUUCGGCGAAGAUGGGGACAGUGGAAUCGAUCCCGAUACAAUUCCCGCACCAACUAAACUUACACUAAAGGAUCAAAUUCGGAAAAUGGAUUCCGAAGCAAAAUUGCAACUUUUUAUGAAAUUAUUUUUGAGCAAUGGGAAGGACAUUUUCAUCAUUUCACUGGAAUAGGACAGGAACCUUGCGUAGUAGAUGAGUACGUAGAUCUGUACAAUAUUUUGAUAACACCAACUACUACAAAUCUCAAAGGUAGACCGUAUUUGGGAUGAAUUCAGAGGACUAGUAGAUAUUACGUGUAAUGCACGAAGUGAAGUGGGAAAUGAAUGGAAACCUCACUGCUCUUCGAACAUUUGUGAAUUACUCAAAGUGAAACUGAGUGAUGGAAAAACAACAUACGAAUAUAAGUACAAGUGUGCAAGCUUUAGAGGACGAGGCCGUCGCGGUGAGUGUAUUAUUUGCAGACACGGGAAGAACAAACUGUGUCAAACUCCAAAAGCCUCUGGAUAAGCGGAGAAAUAAAUGAAAAAAAAAAAUCCGUAGUAUUUACAUCCUUAGCGCGGUGAAGGAACAAUUAAUCAGUUAACAUUAUCAUAAUAAAAUUCAUCGCUAUUUUUCCUUUGCUUAAAAAUACAUUGUUUAGUGUAAAUUUGUUAGAAGUGUACAACCGUUUACUCUUAGAUGUCCAUUGUUACUGGGGCCCGUAGAUAGCUUCAGUACAGUGUGUACCUCUUUUCAAUUAGCUCUUGUGUAUCACCGCUAGUGGGCAGUGGUUCACUGCCUUGUAUUAUUGGUCAAGGCCUCUCGACAACAACAUGAAACCGGGAGCGCACACAGUAAAUUUGCUUACCUACUUCAUGUGUUUAUCGUAGAACUAUAUUGGCUGGAUAGACGGCAACUGUCAUUUACCGCAACCAAUUCCUGUAUGGUUGCUUUAUUGAAUUACAUUUAAUAACUGAAGAUUCUGUUUAACUGUGGAUUUACUUGGAUUAAACUAUCAUUCCAAGCAACAA